This is a messenger RNA of Diprion similis, 823 nucleotides long. RefSeq lists its product as uncharacterized. The transcript is spliced from 4 exons. NCBI's taxonomy places the organism in Eukaryota, Metazoa, Arthropoda, Insecta, Hymenoptera, Diprionidae. Bases 128 to 802 code for a protein of 224 amino acids. The record is from RefSeq and is a predicted model, not a curated record.
AAUAAUAACAAUCAUUCCUGCAAAGAGUUACGAUGGGAAAAAGAGGCCGUACCGUGAAUCUCGGUACAUAAAGGAGCUGAAUUGUCAUCACGACUAUAUUGAUGUGUGACGAACACGCACGUCAGACAUGAACGCGUGUAAUUCGUUGGGAUUAAUAUUCGUCUUCGUCAUACUCGGCGAGAUUCUCCCUCCACUGGAAUCCAAGAUUAUUAGACCGUACAAAUUCCAUCGUUCAAGGCCUCCGCAGAGAUCAAGAUGGCAUCCUGGUCCCCGACGUCCGAAGUGGCAUCCGCCUAGAAAAAGACCUCCACCACGUCACUAUCCCCGUUACAGGCCGAAAUAUCAGAGGUACCCUACGACGAAUUACGAAAACGGAAUCGACUAUGCGUCCGACGAACAGCCUUACACGAUUGAAAUCGAACUGCCAAGACGGUUCGGAGGGGCGGAAAAGUACCACGGGACUUCCGGCAUUCACAGCAAGAGAGGCCCCAAGAGAGGCGAGGUCUACGACGAACCGGAAUACGACGAGUUCCUGGAGGACGAAUACUACGACGAACAGGACAGGGUUAUUCGGACGGGAAAGAAGAAGGUGCGGAUUAAGGUGAUCAAAGGUCUGAAGCCUAAGCUGAAUAUCAGGAUAUCUCGCAUAGACGAUGCAAGGACCAACGAGACCGAGACUUACCCGCUUCUUCAGCCGCAGAUAUCGACCAACAUCGAGGAACUUGGUACGCAGGUAGACGAAGAAUGGAUGCCAGCUAAUCCUCAGCCGUCCUACCCAGUUCACCUGAGAGGAGCUCGUUAGCGAGCAAUAGAUUAAAAUUGU